Molecule: messenger RNA, 1569 nt
Organism: Effrenium voratum
Lineage: Eukaryota; Dinophyceae; Suessiales; Symbiodiniaceae
Source: the annotation of a GenBank genome assembly
AGAGGGCUCGGUGAAUCCGGACCCGCAACAGAGGCAGAGAUGACCACGUACUUGCUCUAUGAGAGCGCCGCAGGCUAUGCCUUGUUUCUGAAGAAGGAGUUUGAAGAGACCGCAGAGAAUGAAGAGGAGGUGCAGAAUGCCCUGCUCGACGUCAAGAAGUUCGGUAAGAUUAUGGGGUUGCACGCAUGGACGCCGUUCAAGGAUGCCGAGGAUGCCUUGAACCAGGUGAACGCGGUAUCAGCGGGCACACCCACGGAAGAACUCGUGAACUUCUUGGAGAUGAACUUGCCCAAGAAGAAGAAAUCCUACCAGCUUGGGGUCUAUGAUGCCGAGCUUGGCAAGGCUUUGGCCGAGCAGUUUCCCAUCACCCACGGGCAGUCGGUGAAGGAGCUUUUCAGAGGCUGCCGCCUUCACUUCAACCGCCUGGUGAAGGACCUCAGCGAGAACGACCUGGACAAGGCGCGCCUGGGCCUGGGCCACGCCUUCAGCCGCUCGAGGAUGCAGCUGGAUCCCAACCGCCAGGACAAGCCCAUUAUGAACACCAUUGCAUUGCUGGACAACCUCGACAAGAACAUCAACACCUUCGCCAUGCGAGUCCGGGAGUGGUACGCCUGGCACUUCCCGGAGCUCACGAAGAUCGUCACGGACAACAUCGCCUAUGCCAAGGUGAGCCGGGUCAUCCGCGUGAGGGACAACUUCGAAGGAGACAAGGAGGCCCUCAGCGAGGCCGCUGGCUCUGAGGAGGUGGCGGACGAGAUCUUGAAGGCGAUGAAGAUGUCCAUGGGCCAGGACAUCGUGGAAAUGGAUAUGAAGAACAUCGACCACUUUGCAAGCGAGGUGAUCAAGCUUGCUGACAUGCGGAAGACGCUGCAUGAGUACCUCAAGGCCAAGAUGGACCUGGUGGCCCCCAACUUGGGCGCGCUGAUCGGGGAGAUCAUCGGGGCCCGGCUCAUCUCGCACGCAGGGAGCCUCACGAACCUGGCCAAGUACCCCGCGAGCACCGUGCAGAUCUUGGGGGCGGAGAAGGCGCUCUUCAGGGCGAUGAAGACGAAGGGCAACACGCCCAAGUACGGUUUGAUUUUCCACUCCACCUUCAUUGGCCGGGCCCAGCAGAAGAACAAGGGCAGGAUAUCGAGGUACCUGGCCAACAAGUGCUCCCUGGCGAGCCGCAUCGACUGCUUCUCCGAUGAGGCCACCACGGUGUUCGGGGAGAAGCUCAAGGACCAGGUGGAGGAGCGGCUGACCUUCCUCUCGGAGGGCACGACACCCCGGAAGAACUUGGAGGUGAUGCAGGAGGCCAUCAAGGAGGUCACAAAGCAGCGCAAGAAGAAGGCCAAGAAGGCUGCGGCGGCGAAGGCGGCAGAGGAAGCGGGGGAGGUGUUGGAAGAGGGCGCGGUGCCGAAGAAGAAGAAGCGUGUGCAAGAGGAGGUUGCGGAGGAGGCCGUGGAGGAGGAGGCGCCGAGGAAGAAAAAGAAGAAGGCCGCUGCGUGAUGCGAAACUUGCGGCGGGUAUUGUACAAAGGGUAGCGAUCAGCUUUCGAGAAGGGCGAAAUCCGCCGGCGAAAUCGUC